Nymphalis io (European peacock) is the source of this 2075-nucleotide messenger RNA. RefSeq lists its product as uncharacterized. NCBI's taxonomy places the organism in Eukaryota, Metazoa, Arthropoda, Insecta, Lepidoptera, Nymphalidae. Bases 1 to 1971 code for a protein of 656 amino acids. The record is from RefSeq and is a predicted model, not a curated record. The transcript has a single exon.
AUGGAGUAUCAUAAUAUUAAUAACACACUCUUUGAUGCUGAAAGAGUGACAAGUACUUACGCUGAGAUUUUUUUGGAUGAAAACAGCGCCUCUAGAAUUUGUGAUGAUGAAGCUUCUAUUGAAGAAGUUUCAACCAAAAAAUCGUUUGUGCAAAAAUUAGAUCAAAAAGACGAAUGGAUAUCGCCCAGCGAUCUUCUUGUGACUGUAGUAAAAUUGGUUCCGCCGUUUACAUCAAAAAUUACUCGAGGCAAAACUCAUGAAGGAAUAUUAGACAUUGGUAAUACAGUUUUAGAAAAGGAACGUGCAAAAUUUUUGAAAUCCUUAGAAGCAUUAGUGCAUGACAACGACGCUUCUUGGGCGAACAUAUUGGCUCAUGAAAAACAGGAAGUAAUUAAAAAAGUUAAAAAUAUUUUUCGAAAUAUAUACAAACACAAGAGUGAUAUUAUGAAAUAUGAGAUAUCUAUGUUUUACGAAUCUUCGUUACAAGAUUUGGAAAAGCAUUUAAACUCAGAAGUACAAUCAAAAAUACAAACAGCCUACGCGAAUAUUAUAUCUGAUUUAAAUAUUCAAAUUCAAAAUAACUUACUAAAAGAAAGAAAAAAGCUCGAAAACAUUUUGAAAAAAAAGUUUACUAUUGAAGUUACAAAAUUAAAAAAAUACUAUUCACUUUUACUACGUAAUGAAUUGCAUAGAAAUAAAAUACUAAUAGUCCAAGCUAUUCAGGAGAGAAAUGAUGCAAUAAAAGCAUUUUAUAAACAAAUCGAAGCGGAAAGAAUUACUAGCACUAUGUAUGUAAUGAGCUUAGAGAGAAAAAAAUGCAACAUCCGAAGAAUACUGCUAGAAAAUUUACAAACUGAUGAAAUACGAACUAAACGUAAAAAAAUAGAAGAAAAAGCUGAAGUUAUAGAAAGUUUCAAACGAAAAUAUGUAGGAAUGUUAGAUAUUAAUAAACAUUGGGAACAGAAAAUUAAAAAAAUCUUGCAGCUGUUUUUAAAAUUUAUAAGUUUUUCACUUAAAAUUUUACCUGAACAAACAACUUUUUUAUUAGACUUGGAAAAAUUGAUGAUGUUGCAAUUGAUUGAAAUUAAAAAAAAUCCAGUAAUGUGUACUACAAUUUUAAAAAGUGAUGAUAUUGAUUCAAAUGUAUUUCAAUUUGAGCAGUCAGAGCAAGAAAUACCGGUGUGUGAUAAGAAUCCAUUUAUUGUAGUUGGUGAUUCAUCAGAUCCUAUUCCUAAGGCUUAUGGAAGUCGAGAGACGUUACCAUCUGAUGUUGACUUACCAUAUUUUAGAGUUGGAAGACAAUACUUUUACGCAAAGUGUCAUGGAUAUGAAGGUAUAAAAAAAUAUUUGGAAUCACAAAAAUGUAAAUGUCGUAUUCCACGCGAACUAUCUCCGCCGAAGAAAGUAAGUCAUGUUAAGAUACCAUCUAAAACGACCAGUGAAUCGAUUAAAAAAGAGUCUUCUUUAGAGUCAUUAUUACUGGAAGACAUCGCACGUCUUGAAGAUUGUCCAGUGAGGAAAUGUACAAACUGGAUAAAAACUAAUUCUUUUCCGAAUUUAGCAAACUAUUUAGAAUAUACUCAAGAAAACUACGAACGAGUAACUACCAUUCUAGAAUCUAGAAUCUAUCCAGAUUCUGAAAUGGAAAUGACCCCGUACUUUAUUAACCCUAAAGAUAUCGCAUAUAGUGAGCUGCCGUUUUCUGCAACCAAAGAGCGUCAUCACUCUGUUGGGACACAGUAUUUAAGUUCAGAAGAUCUAAGCUUGCCAAAAAAAAGUUGUCCCUGUGUUGACGAUAUACUUGAAAAAGAUAUGCACAUCAACUCUAAGAUCAACUGUACUUUAAAAACAUCUUACUAUGAAAUUAAUGCAAUACUAGCAAAACGUAACAAAUCAUUAGAGCGAUUAAUGGAUAAAAAUCCAAAUUUAUUAAAAAUGUUUACAGACGAAUCUUUCGAUUAUAAAUUGUAAUUUUUUUUAAUUUUAUUUUAUAUUGUGAAAUUAAAUAUUUUCUUUCAAUAAAAACAUAUCUUAAUUAUAUAAAUUACUAAAAGAUUUAAGGACUUUCUGUUUUC